This is a messenger RNA of Formica exsecta, 2713 nucleotides long. Its product is annotated as tyrosine-protein kinase receptor torso-like. The record is from RefSeq and is a predicted model, not a curated record. Gene Ontology annotation, cellular component: signaling receptor complex. Gene Ontology annotation, molecular function: protein binding; transmembrane receptor protein tyrosine kinase activity; ATP binding. Bases 586 to 2532 code for a protein of 648 amino acids. NCBI's taxonomy places the organism in Eukaryota, Metazoa, Arthropoda, Insecta, Hymenoptera, Formicidae. Gene Ontology annotation, biological process: positive regulation of kinase activity; protein phosphorylation; multicellular organism development. The transcript is spliced from 18 exons.
ACAUGUAAAUGAGACCUCAACCGGUUAUCAUUUUCUUGGAGAGGGGAUUGCGAUAUAUUUUAAGUAUCAUUUAAAACCUUAGAAUGUGUGCAAAAUGCCGAGAACGAUCGUUCGUGGUGCAUCCGAUCGGUGUUCAAAAAUAUAUCUCGUUGAAUAUUUGCCAGAAUCUCGUUGCUUAUUAUCGUGGCACAUAUGAUCUUUAAAUCGGUCAUUCGAUAAAUAUUCCGGAAAAUAGAGAAAGAAAAAUGCGAUAUACAAAAUUGGAAAAUAAUAUCUUCAUAUAUUACUGCAUAACAGGAGUCGUGCCGAAAUAGUUGUCCACAACCUACGGAUGGAUUUGAGCCUUAUCCGGGAAUAAACGAGGAAGCUGGCGCAAACGUUAGUUUGCACUGCAGAGGAACGAACUCGCUAAUAAUUAAACACACUCCUGGGAUCUACGUUAUUGAACAAAGUAUUUCCGUUAAUACAUGGGGUAUACCUAUAGUGAGUAAUGGCGGAUUAUCGACAUUUUCGAAUUUGACAGCGGAUACAUUUUAUCGUUAUCGUUUACGCAGGCUAACACAAUAUGGAGUUUCAUUAGCCGAAAUGUCGGGUUGGUUUUCAACUUAUGCAGUUGAUUAUCAACCACGCAAAGUUGAUAAUAUUUCACUUUUGAAGAUUGAAGAAGAAGGUAAAAAUGUGUGCGUAUUGCAAGCGGAAAUUAUUUUUGAGCCUGCUGAAGAUCGAAGCUGCAAUUAUAAUAUAUUAUUUUGGUCUGGAGAACAUAACUUGAUCAAUUUCGAUUUAAAAAAGUCUUUAGAUUUCCGCUUUUUUCUCAGACGCUUACGAUACGAGGAAAACAAUACCGUAUCGAUCCGAUCGGGUAAUGAUAAUUUCUCAAAAAUCAGUAAUGCAACGAUAUUUACCUUCGUCACGCCAGCGUGCUUGGAAGUUCAUCGCAAUUUAAGCAUCUGCGCACCUGAAGAGGUGAAGGGUUUACGAGCGGAAUAUAUUCGAAAACAUCAAGGAUUAUACGACAUUGCAGUCAGCUGGAACAAACCCAUUUUACAACCAGACAAUUACACAUUACAGUUUGAGUCGUUUCAAUAUGAACCCUAUCUAUUGACUGUAUCUGGAGACGCACUCGAAGCUUUCUUCUUGAAUGUCCAAGUAGGACCGCAAUUCGAAAUCAGUAUCGUGGCGGAAUCAACGGGUGGUGUAAGUUUACAGUCAACUGUAUCGGGUAACAUCGAUGAAGUAGUAGAGUUAUAUUAUCGCGAGAUUAUCAUAGCAUUACCGACAUUGAUUAUCAUUACGGUAGUGUUUGGAGUAAUUUGUAUGCAACAUCGUAACAAGAAGAAUAAACAGAUUAAUUUGGAAUAUAUGCAUUUUGAGAAUUCUAUGGAUUCUCUAAAGAAACCUUUAAAGCGAGAUUAUGCGGUCGAGAAUGGAGACACUCUUUUGCCGUACGAUAAAUUUGAGCUUAAUCCACAAAAGCUGAAACUUAAAGGUGUAUUGGGUAGUGGAGCGUAUGGUAUUGUCAGACUUGCCUCGUUGCACGAUGAAUUCGAUGCUGUCACAGAUGUAGCUGUUAAAAUGAUGAAAGACGAUCCAACGAUAGAGGAUAUAAAAAGCUUUCAUCAAGAAAUUUCAAUGAUGAGGUCCGCUGGUCAGCAUCCGAACAUAGUAUCUUUAAUCGGAUACUGCACUUUGUAUAAUAAACCUUUACUAGUAGUGGAAUACUGCAGUAAGGGAGAUCUACAAACGUAUUUAAGAACGAUUUGGCAGAAUUUAGUAAAUGCAGUAUUCGAACAUAGGACUCAUUUGAAAUUCGAACCACUAUCCCUUGCCAAUAAAGGCACACAUCAAGGUUUUAGAAAGAGCGAAUCUUUCUGUGAAAACACACGCACAAUCACCAAUCGUUUAUAUGAUAUCCAGCAAGAUGUAAUAAAAUAUACAGAGAAUAUUACUUCCGCUGAUUUACUGAAUUUCGCUAGACAAGUAGCUACAGGAAUGGAAUUUUUAUCUUCCAAUCGGAUAGUACAUCGUGAUUUGGCUGCUCGUAAUGUAUUGGUGCGACCGGAUAGAGUGGUGAAAAUUUCAGAUUUUGGUCUCAGUCGCGAUAUCUAUCAAGAAAAUGUUUAUCGAAAGAAAGGUAAUGGCAAAUUACCUUUGAAAUGGAUGGCAAUUGAGGCUUUAACGCAUCAAAUAUAUACUACUUAUAGCGAUGUAUGGGCUUUUGGCAUUCUAUUGUGGGAAAUAGUCACUUUGGGUGCCAUGCCAUAUCCUGGAACUCCCACAAAUAGAAUUUUGCAACUUCUCAAAUCUGGAUUCCGGAUGGAAAGACCACCAAAUUGCGGUCGAGAACUAUAUAAUAUAAUGUAUUCGUGUUGGAAUCUGAGGCCGCAAAGUAGACCGACUUUUACCGAAUUGAAACAAAGUUUAGACAAAUUGCUCAGUAAUUAUUCGGAAAAUAAAUACUUGAAUCUGUGUGAAGUUCUACAAGAAUCAGCUGAUGAAAUUAACGAGGCAAGAUCGCUCAAUGCAUGUUAAAUAGAAUUAAAAUAAUAGUAUAAUAAUAAUAGAUAAGAGCACAAGUACAUUAACUAACUCGUCAAAUCGAAUGAUUCAAAGAAUUUGUAUCAUGUGCAAAAUCGUUUAUUUUCUAAUCAUACGUAUGAUAAUCUGUGAUAAAAUCUUUCCUAUACAUAUGUACGUAUUUACAAUAUAUUGC